AACAGGUUGUGGCAGCUUGAUGAGAUGGGAAUUACUGGUGAAUAGCCCACAACAGUGCCGUCAGCAUUAUACAUACAAUCACGGUUGCACUGUGUCUAAAGUUUUUGAAAUGAGUAACGAUGUAACCAAGAAGAAGGGAAAGGCAGUCGGGGAGAAGAAGACUAAAAGAAAAGCCAAGAGGAGAGAAACUUAUGCAGUGUAUAUCUAUAAAGUUUUGAAGCAGGUCCAUCCUGACACGGGCAUCUCCAGCAGAGCAAUGAGCAUCAUGAAUUCCUUUGUCAACGAUGUGUUUGAGCGCAUUGCAACUGAAGCAUCUCGUCUGACCCAGUACAACAAACGCUCAACCAUCACCAGCCGAGAGGUACAGACCGCAGUCCGACUCUUGCUACCCGGAGAGCUGGCUAAGCACGCCGUGUCCGAGGGCACCAAAGCUGUCACCAAAUACACCAGUUCAAAGUAGAAAAUGAGUGCGUCAAAGGCCGCAGAAACCCAAUUAAGGCAAUGGAUGCACCACUAAGUUGUUUAAGUUGACUCAUUAUUUUGGUAAAUAAAUGCACUAAAUUGA
Coregonus clupeaformis (lake whitefish) is the source of this 565-nucleotide messenger RNA. RefSeq names its product late histone H2B.L4. The record is from RefSeq and is a predicted model, not a curated record. Gene Ontology annotation, cellular component: nucleosome. Gene Ontology annotation, molecular function: DNA binding; protein heterodimerization activity; structural constituent of chromatin. Bases 20 to 460 code for a protein of 146 amino acids. The transcript is spliced from 3 exons. NCBI's taxonomy places the organism in Eukaryota, Metazoa, Chordata, Actinopteri, Salmoniformes, Salmonidae.